AUGGAAACGAUAACGAUUUCACAUUUGUCAGGAGGAGAGAGCUGCUCUUUGGCGUUUAAUGUUAUUGAUGCUUCUUCGUCAUCUUCUGAUGAAAGUUCAGGCAAAGUUCCGGCUCGAAAGCCGGUUUCUCGGACUAAGGUUCCGUUUGAGAAAGGUUAUAGCCAAGUUGAUUGGCUUAGGCUUACUCAAACUCAUCCUGAUCUUGCUGGAUUGAAGGGGCAGUCAAACAAGAGGCUUAUCACUAUGGAUGAAGUGAAACAAAAUCAAAGAGAAGGUUCCAUGUGGACUGUCUUAAAAGGUCGCGUUUAUAAUUUAUCUCCAUACAUGAAGUUUCACCCUGGAGGUGUUGAUAAGCUGAUGAAGGCUGUGGGUAAGGACAGUACAUCUUUAUUCAAUAAAUACCAUGCUUGGGUAAAUGAUGAGUUCUUAUUGGCGAAGUGCUUGGUGGGUACAUUGGAGAAAGUGGGUGAAGGCCAUGAUUCUUCAAAAAUUUAGAAGUUGCUCCCUUCCAUCACAUCAUUCAUACUGGCCUCAACCAUUCCUUUUUUCAUGUUGUAUUAUUUAAAGAUGUAUACUAUUUUACCCCAUUUUUAGCCAGUGGGGGAACGAUUUCUUUACACCUUUUGGGUGUUUGAUUCAUACAAAGAUCAACAUUUGCAAUAAAAAUGUACAUUUGUAGA
This is a messenger RNA of Pistacia vera, 680 nucleotides long. Its product is annotated as cytochrome b5 domain-containing protein RLF-like. NCBI's taxonomy places the organism in Eukaryota, Viridiplantae, Streptophyta, Magnoliopsida, Sapindales, Anacardiaceae. Gene Ontology annotation, molecular function: heme binding. The record is from RefSeq and is a predicted model, not a curated record.